AUGAAAAGAAUUAGGGUCGGACGGCUCGAUAAUACUUUGACCAUACCAAGCGAAUUAGGGUUUGAGUACGUGACUCCCUCGACCUCUCUAUAAAACUCGCGGCUUUCCCCCAAUCGGAAAAACAGAUUCUCCAAGCGCCGUCAGAAUUCCAAAGAGGCAAAAUGGGUCGAAGGCCUGCCCGUUGUUACCGUCAGAUCAAGAACAAACCCUACCCCAAAUCAAGGUAUUGCCGCGGUGUCCCUGACCCCAAAAUCCGCAUCUACGAUGUUGGCAUGAAAAAGAAAGGCGUCGACGAGUUCCCAUUCUGCGUCCACCUUGUCAGCUGGGAGAAGGAGAAUGUCUCAAGCGAAGCCCUGGAAGCUGCUCGCAUCGCCUGCAACAAGUACAUGACGAAAGCGGCUGGCAAGGAUGCCUUCCACCUUCGCGUCCGGGUUCACCCUUUCCACGUCCUCCGUAUCAACAAAAUGCUUUCGUGCGCCGGAGCUGAUCGACUCCAGACUGGCAUGCGAGGAGCUUUCGGAAAGCCUCAGGGAACCUGCGCAAGGGUAGCCAUUGGUCAGGUUUUACUUUCUGUCAGGUGCAAGGAUAACAACAGCGCUCAUGCGCAGGAAGCUUUGAGGAGAGCCAAAUUCAAGUUUCCUGGAAGGCAGAAGAUAAUUGUGAGCAGAAAAUGGGGUUUCACUAAGUUCAGCAGAACUGAUUACAUAAAAUGGAAGCAGGAGAACAGGAUUGUUUCAGAUGGAGUUAAUGCUAAGUUGCUGGGAUGCCAUGGACGGCUUGCUAACAGGCAACCUGGAAAGGCCUUUCUUAGUGAGGAUUUGACGACCUAUGUGUAAGAGGUUGGUUUACUUAACUCUUACUCUAUUUUCUUGUAUCAGAACUGAAGGAACUGUUUGUCCUUUUACAGUCUUUGGCUCUUUGCUGUUACCUUUGAUAUUUGCUUCUGAGAGACAUUGUUAAAUUUGGUCGUUUUUGUUAUGCAAUAGACAUUGCUGUCUCUUUUUUAUCUCUUGUGUAAAUGUAUUUUAAUCUCACGUUUAUGUUACAAAGUUUGUUAGUGAUCAA
Messenger RNA from Dendrobium catenatum, 1065 nucleotides. RefSeq names its product 60S ribosomal protein L10. Gene Ontology annotation, biological process: translation; ribosomal large subunit assembly. The transcript has 2 exons. Bases 162 to 836 code for a protein of 224 amino acids. Lineage: Eukaryota; Viridiplantae; Streptophyta; Magnoliopsida; Asparagales; Orchidaceae. The record is from RefSeq and is a predicted model, not a curated record. Gene Ontology annotation, molecular function: structural constituent of ribosome. Gene Ontology annotation, cellular component: ribosome; cytosolic large ribosomal subunit.